ACGCAGCGUGCGCUUGGAAAACACUGAGAACCUAGGAGCUCCUCCUUUGGUUUCCUGAAGUGAGAGAAAGAGCAGCUCCGGCCCCUCCUCCUGCCUGCCGCCUCUCCUCUCACACGUCUCCGCUGGCAGUGCAGUGAGCGGUAAGGGCGGCUCGCAGAGCCUGGAAUAGCACGGCACGUGUUCGGGAAAGAAUGGAUACAGACGGAGCCCAAAGACAUAGAACGAGCCCAGUGUGACCCGGGCGAACCGCCGCCGCUCUACACACCUGCUGUGCCUUGUACGACGUCCAUUCCGCUGACGGAGGGGGGAAUGGCCUGGGUGAAACUGUUCCGCCGCCAGGCUGGGGGGAACCUGGGGAAGGUCUACCAGCCGGGCAGCGUCCUCUCCUUGGCACCUACCAAGGGCCUGUUCAACGAGCCCGGCCAGAACAGUUGCUUCCUCAACAGUGCCGUGCAGGUUUUAUGGCAGUUGGAUAUAUUUCGGCGCAGUUUACGUGGACUGACUGGACAUGUUUGUUUAGGAGAAGCCUGUAUAUUUUGUGCUUUAAAGUCAUUAUUUGCACAGUUCCAAACAAGUCGUGAGAAAGUGCUCCCAUCAGAUGCCAUGAGGCUUGCGCUUGCAGAGAGCUUUAAAGAUGAACACCGUUUUCAGCUUGGUCUCAUGGAUGAUGCUGCUGAAUGUUUUGAAAACAUACUACAAAGAAUUCAUUUCCAUAUUGUGCCAAAUAGUGAGGGUGACAUGUGCACUUCAAAGUCUUGCAUAACCCAUCAGAAGUUUGCAAUGACUCUUUAUGAACAGUGUGUUUGUAGGAGCUGCGGAGCAUCAUCCGAUCCCUUGCCUUUUACAGAGUUUGUUCGUUACAUUUCCACUACAGCACUUUGUAAUGAAGUUGACAGAAUGCUGGAGAGACAUGAGCGUCUAAAGCCUGAGAUGUUUGCAGAGCUACUACAGGCUGCAAAUACUGCAGAUGACUUUAGAAAAUGCCCGAGCAAUUGUGGUCAAAAGAUCAAAAUCCGCCGAGUGCUAAUGAACUGUCCAGAGAUAGUAACUAUUGGCCUGGUAUGGGAUUCCGAGAACUCUGAUUUGACAGAGGACGUUGUACGAAAUUUGGCCACACAGCUUUACUUGCCAGGGUUAUUUUUUAGAGUGACAGAUGAAAAAGCAAAAGAAAGUAGGCUUUACCUUGUGGGCAUGAUCUGCUACACGAGCCGACACUAUUGUGCCUUCGCCUAUCACACAAAAAGUGCCAGAUGGAUUUUAUUUGAUGAUGCUUCUGUAAAAGAGGUUGGUACCAAAUGGAAAGAUGUAGUCACGAAGUGCAUUCGGUGUCAUUAUCAGCCUUUGCUUCUAUUUUAUGCCAAUCCUGACGGCACAGCAGUGCCAACAGAUGAUGCCCUGAGGCAAGUCCUUCAUUGGUCUCACUACAAGAGGGUCUUCAACAAUGACACUACAGGAUCUGAUGUGAAAUCAAAAAAGCCAGAAUAUAACAGGGAUUCCGAUGUUGGAGAGCAUAUAUAUCAGAACAGUAGUUAUAGAUCUGCAGCAGAUGAUUCAGAAUUUAAUCGAGGGGUUGUUCAAUCAAGUACUGGCCGAGGACCUGUUAAAUUGGGAAGAAACGAUCAGCAGGAAAAGUUAAAAGAUUUGUCUCGGGAAUGCGCACAAAGGGCAAAUAACCUAAAAAGCACUUCUGCACAACGAAAAAUUGUUGAUAAAUCCCAGAAGAAAGAGCAGGCUAGACCAAAAGUUACAACGUCCGGAGGUGUUCCAUACCAUUCACAGUCAUUUUCUGGAACGCAGCUCAAAUCUGGAUCUUCAAACCCAGUAAACGGCUUCAGACAGUAUCCAGAUCCUCACUUCUUCAGCAGUCAAGGCAAAGGUCCAUAUAAGCAACAGAGGCCUGACCAACAGCCCCGGCAAAUAUCCUCUACUACAGGACAGACUGCCAUACCUGAAACAAAGCAGCUAAGUCGAUUGAAGAAUAGUGCCUCAAAUGGCUAUGAUACAGACAGCAGUCAAGAGUACAGGGAAAAAGGAGCUGGCAGAACCAAAAAGGCCUGGCGGCCCAUGCGAGAGACUCUCAACGUGGACAGCAUUUUUAAUGAUAGUGAGAAAAGCCCGUCCAGUCCACGACAUUUAGCAAACGCUAAUGGAAAACAUCAUACUGCUAAGGAUCAAAGCCUUAACCACUGCUCGAAGGAGAGCCCUAAGAAAAAGGUUCUGAUGACUAUUUAUGAAGAUGAGAUCAAACAAGAAUCUGGCAGCAGAAGUUCUCUGGAAUCUGUAGGAAAAAGUCAGGCUGAAAGGAACAAACUAAAUCCAGAUUCCAAGAUGUACCAUCUUGACAGCUGGCAAAUGCAAAGAGCAGAGUCUGGAUAUGAAAGUAGUGAUCACAUCAGCAGUGGCUCAAGUAAUCUAGAUUCUCCUGUAAUUGAAGGAACCAGCUUCGCCGAUAUGAAAUGUGUUCCGGAAAUAAGCCAGUGCAGUGACCAACAUUCAGUACAUGGGUUCCUUUCUACCUCUCCACACCGUCGAAGUCCUUUGAACGGUUUCAGCAAAGAGUGCAACGGUUUGGAACGGAGUAGAUAUGAAGACAGGCUAUCUCCAGGUCCUCGAGAGCCAUCACUUAGCCCCUCUGGUCGAAGAAAACACGUCAGUGAUGUAAAACGAGAGGUUCGUUCACCAACACUUUCAUCUCGAGGUCCAAAAGAUUACAGUGUUAAAGAAACGCCCAUGAACAGACAAGAUGAUUCCCAGGAAUGUUCUCUCCGCCUGACCCCAUCCUCUUCAGAAAAUUGUUGUUUGCACCAUGUUCAUUCACCAGUGUUACAGCACAAUGGGCCACCCAAUGCUCUGUUUCUGCAUCCACACGUCAGUCCUUCACAGCCCAUCCCACAGUGCAACCGAAUACAGUAUACGAAUGCUCCUUUCUUUUCAUCUAACGAAAACCUGUCAUGCCACAGAGAUGACAGUAGCUUCACAAAAUAUCGUGACUUUAACAGCUUACCACCUCCUCUGCCUCCGAAGAAGUACUCUCGUAAUGGUGUUCCACGAAUCGAGCAACAUUUUUCACCUGCCGCCAGCACUGCACAUUCAGAAACAUUGUCAUGUGUUCAUUCAGCCAGCACUGAGAGACUUGCAUCUGGUAAUUUUGGGAGGCCAGACUUUGACUACUAUCCAACAAAAGAUACAUUUCACAGCAGCGACCUAGACAUGCACACACCACAUCUAUCUGGUUCCUCUGCGUACAACUAUCGGCCAAAGAUGGUUCAACAGCCUUUGGGAUUAGAUCAAGUAUCCCAUGUUAAUGAUACAGUUUCACUCACAACAUACUUUUCUGUGGACAACUGUAUGACUGACACAUACAGGCUAAAAUACCACCAGAAGCCAAAGGCAUAUAUGACUGAAAGUACUGCAUUCCACAGAGACCCUGGUCACUUACAGCUUACAGAAUCUCCAAUGGAACCUUCCUACCACAGAACCUUGGAAAAUGCUCAUCACUCGAUAGCACGAACAAAAAUGUCAUAUGGAAGUGUUCCUUGUAAUAGAUAGACCUUUAGGCCUCAUGGUUGUGAAAUUGUGAAACACUCCACGUGGAGUUCUUAACUCUAAAUGGUCAGCUUGGAUAAUAUCCAGGACAGAGCCAGCUUAGGUCUGGUGAGCAGCAAACUUGCUUUAACAGACAUUUUAACGCUAAAAGUCAAGCAAGGUGGAGUCUUAACUGCUUAUUUAAACAAGCUGUUUACUUGCUUACUCACCCUCCUAACGCAAAACAUUGGUAUUUUGCACAUUGCCUGGGUCUAAUGGUGUCUUGUACUUUUACGCUAAAAAAAAAGCUGUAUACCUGUAACUGUUUCGUAAGACGUCUAAGCGCUCAGAGAGAGGUCACCAAAUGUUUUCUUUUUUUUGUUAUAAGUAACAAGGAGGCAACUUAAUUUCUCCUGUUUGGAGAUCCCCUUAAAUGACAGACACUGAGCUCCUAAAAAUGCACAAUAUCUAGUCUACUAGUUCUCUAAUCGGGUAGUUCACACAACUUCGAAUAUAAAAAAAAAAGGUUAGUAUUAAUCCAGGUAUAGAAAAUUCUCUAUUUUAAAUGACUUUGUAUAUUUUUUACAUGAGCUUCAAGAUUAUAUUCAAAGCACAGAACUAUUGUAUGAAAUACUAAAUCUCUACAGUAGAGUAUAGAUUUUGCGUCUAG
Molecule: messenger RNA, 4195 nt
Organism: Nanorana parkeri
Lineage: Eukaryota; Metazoa; Chordata; Amphibia; Anura; Dicroglossidae
Gene: USP53
Product: ubiquitin specific peptidase 53
Exons: 16
Coding region: 310-3549 (1079 amino acids)
Biological process (GO): protein deubiquitination; sensory perception of sound; response to auditory stimulus
Cellular component (GO): cell-cell junction
Molecular function (GO): cysteine-type deubiquitinase activity
Source: RefSeq, a predicted model, not a curated record